Messenger RNA from Thecamonas trahens ATCC 50062, 1709 nucleotides. RefSeq lists its product as uncharacterized. Gene Ontology annotation, cellular component: cytoplasmic vesicle; plasma membrane. NCBI's taxonomy places the organism in Eukaryota, Apusomonadida, Apusomonadidae. Gene Ontology annotation, molecular function: protein binding; phosphatidylinositol binding. The coding region runs from base 177 to 1709 and encodes 510 amino acids. Gene Ontology annotation, biological process: plasma membrane tubulation; endosomal transport; endocytosis. The record is from RefSeq and is a predicted model, not a curated record. The transcript has a single exon.
GGACGAGGCCACCAGAGGGUAGAGCAAGGCACACCGCAAGUCACGGAAAGAGAGCAACGGAGUUGUGCAACAACAGAGACUCUGUGCUGUUCGUGCUUGCCGUUGCGCUUGUGUGUCAGCUGAGCAUUGGAAGGACCAGACCGGGCGGCAAAGGCACCGUUUGCUGCAAAUCAACCAUGGCCGACCCAAUCCUUGGCUAUGCCAACACCUUGUACGAAUACAAUGGCGUCUCGGACGGAGAGCUGUCGUUUGGCAAGAACGCUGUCAUCGCCGUAUAUGAGGAGGCUGGCGACGACGGAUGGAUGGAGGGCGAACUCAAUGGUACCCGUGGCUUCUUUCCCGAGGCUUACGUCGAAUACACUCCUGGCAUUGGGAGUACCUCCUCUGCUGCUGGCCUGGCCAUCAUCCCGCCGCCACCACCGCUCAAGACCUCGCAGUCGGGCGAGAACUUGGCCCAGCUAUCCUCCAAUCUCGGCGAGCUCGACACCAUGUACGACGAUGACGGCAAUGGUGAGGCUGGCUACUACCAGCCCGAGCCUGACUACUCGGACGCAGACUUUGACUCGUAUCUCAACACCGACGUUGACCCGGCGCUCGCGCUAUACAUUUCGUCAUCAUGGGAGUGGCAAGACGCGCUGCCGUACUUUGACGUCGACGUCUCGUCGCCCGAUAAGCGAAAGAAGUUUGCCGGUAUGAAGUCGUACAAGGCGUACACCAUCACUACCGCGUCCCAGUCGUGGUCGGUCGAGCGGCGGUUGAAGCACUGCCAAUGGCUCCGGGUCCAGCUCGUCAACAAGUUCCCUCUCAUCCCAGUCCCAGUCAUCCCUGUCAAGGAGCUUGUGGGCAAGUUUGCGCCGCGCGAGGACAAGACCGCCGCUAUCGCCUCGUUCAUCGAGAAUGUUGUCCGCCAUCCGGUCCUCCGCGCCACCGACGUUGUCCAGCACUUUCUCUCCGUCUCGGCCCAGGCCGACAAGCGGACAUGGAAGGCCGGCAAGCGGCGGUUCGAGAAGGAUCCCAUCACUGGGCCCAUGUUCUACCGCACCAUCGUACCAUCGGCGCCGGUGACCGGCACUGACGUGCCCAACUUUAUCGACUCGUUCAUGGCCCGUGCAAAGGCGACGGUACCCGCCAUGGGCAAGGCCGAGUCUACCAUCAUCGCUCUUGGCGCCCAGGCCCGAAACGUCGCCCAGCUCUACAUUGAGUCCGGCCAGUGCUUCCGCGUCCUGGCUGAGACCAUGGGCUCGCAGCCGCCGGCCUUCCGCGCAGGCAUUGAGGCCAUCGGCGACGCCAUGUCCGGCAUGGCCAUCGAGCUCACCCGCCACGCCAAGACCCAGGACUUGCUCGUUCGUCUCUUUGAGUGGCAUUCGACCGUGACCAAGCUCACAGACUCGGUCCUUCGCGCCGAACAGAAGCAGCGGACAAAGUACCUCGCCGCCGCCGCCCGCGCCUCCAAGAAGAUCGUCAACACGCCUGUCGAGGUCACCCGCCUCAAAUCGCAGGAGCAGGUCGUCAUGGCCAUGACCUCGGUCGCCAUGGCCGAAGUCACACACUUUCUCAGCUCGCAGCUCCUCGACUUUAAGGCUGCACUCAAGGCGUACAUCACUCGCGAACUCGACCAUCACCGCGCCAUGGUCGCCCACUGGGAGACAGCACUCUCUGCCGUCGACGCCAUGCCAGCCUCCAAGCUCCCGGGCAAGCUCAAGCUGUGA